Messenger RNA from Apaloderma vittatum (bar-tailed trogon), 1540 nucleotides. RefSeq names its product prolyl 4-hydroxylase, alpha polypeptide I (gene P4HA1). Lineage: Eukaryota; Metazoa; Chordata; Aves; Trogoniformes; Trogonidae. The transcript has 13 exons. The record is from RefSeq and is a predicted model, not a curated record. Gene Ontology annotation, cellular component: endoplasmic reticulum. Gene Ontology annotation, biological process: peptidyl-proline hydroxylation to 4-hydroxy-L-proline. Gene Ontology annotation, molecular function: iron ion binding; L-ascorbic acid binding; procollagen-proline 4-dioxygenase activity. The annotation marks the transcript as partial.
AUGGCGUUCAACAAGAUCUGGUAUACCCUAGCCCUUGGACUUCUGCUGCCUUGUUCUUGUGCCCAUACGGACUUCUUCACUUCCAUCGGUCAUAUGACAGACUUAAUUAAUACAGAAAAAGAUCUGGUGGUGUCACUGAAAGAUUACAUCAAGGCAGAAGAAAGCAAGCUGGAACAGAUCAAAAAAUGGGCAGAGAAGUUGGAUCAGCUGACAGAUACUGCUACGAAAGACCCAGAGGGAUUUUUAGGACAUCCUGUAAAUGCAUUCAAGUUGAUGAAACGGCUCAACACAGAGUGGGCUGAGCUGGAAAGCCUGGUUCUGAAGGACAUGUCAGAUGGCUUUAUCUCCAACAUGACUAUCCAGAGGCAAUUUUUCCCAAACGAUGAAGAUCAGACUGGUGCAGCAAAAGCCCUUCUGCGGCUUCAAGACACGUAUAAUUUGGACACAGACACCCUCUCCAGAGGGAACCUCCCAGGUGUGAAGCACAAAUCCUUUUUAACAGCUGAAGAUUGCUUUGAGCUGGGAAAGAUUGCCUACACUGAAGCUGACUACUACCACACGGAGCUUUGGAUGGAACAAGCUCUGAAGCAGCUGGAUGAGGGCGAAGUGUCUUCUGCUGAUAAAGUCUACAUCCUGGACUAUCUGAGUUACGCUGUGUACCAGCAGGGAGACCUGGGCAAAGCUAUGAUGCUCACCAAACGCCUUCUGGAGCUGGAUCCUGAACAUCAAAGAGCAAAUGGGAACAUGAAGUAUUUUGAAUAUAUCAUGGCUAAAGAAAAAGAAGCAAAUAAGUCCAGUACGGAUUCAGAAGACCAGAUGGAGAGGGAAACUGAGGUUAAGAAAAAGGAUUACCUGCCCGAGAGAAGGAAGUAUGAAAUGCUGUGCCGUGGGGAGGGUCUCAAAAUGACUCCUCGGAGACAAAAAAGACUCUUCUGCCGUUACUACGAUGGGAACAGGAAUCCUAGAUACAUUCUGGGCCCUGUCAAACAGGAGGAUGAGUGGGACAAACCUCGAAUUGUUCGCUUCCUUGACAUCAUCUCUGAUGAAGAGAUCGAAACUGUGAAAGAACUAGCAAAGCCAAGGCUGAGCCGUGCUACUGUUCAUGACCCUGAGACUGGGAAACUGACCACAGCACAUUACAGAGUCUCUAAGAGUGCAUGGCUGUCUGGCUAUGAAAGCCCGGUGGUAUCUCGCAUCAACACGAGGAUACAGGAUCUAACAGGACUUGAUGUCUCCACAGCAGAGGAACUACAGGUAGCCAACUACGGCGUAGGAGGCCAGUAUGAGCCUCACUUUGAUUUUGGAAGGAAAGAUGAGCCAGAUGCUUUUAAGGAAUUGGGAACGGGCAACAGAAUUGCUACUUGGUUGUUUUAUAUGAGCGAUGUGUCAGCAGGGGGAGCUACUGUCUUUCCCGAAGUAGGAGCCAGUGUGUGGCCUAGGAAGGGCACAGCUGUCUUCUGGUACAACCUCUUCCCAAGCGGAGAAGGGGAUUACAGCACGCGGCACGCAGCCUGCCCGGUGCUAGUUGGGAACAAAUGGG